AUGAUCCAAGCGAUUGCCCGCCACCAGCUCCAGAGCAUCAUCACGCACCGAUUUACGACUGUUCCCGCCGAUUUACUGACGAACGACACGCCGCUACAGCACUUUCUCAACGACACGACCGACCAGGUGCCAACUUUCCUCAAGAAAACGUACCACUCGGACUCGGCCAACAUGUGGAUCGACAUCCAGCGGGCCCUUCGUCGCGUCAAGCUCCAGUUCACCGGUGUCGGGCCAACGUGCUUUCAGCUCCAAGUUCCCUCGUUUCGACCUCCAGCGACGACCAAGACGGUUCUCCGCCAGCUCAAGUCUCAUAUGCGUGACAUGCACUACCACGCGUGGUGCGAUUUGAAGGAUCAAGGUCGUACGUCGUUUUCUGUCCCGCGGCGGUGGGUUGUUGGAUUGUGA
Aphanomyces invadans is the source of this 405-nucleotide messenger RNA. RefSeq lists its product as hypothetical. The coding region runs from base 1 to 405 and encodes 134 amino acids. The transcript is spliced from 2 exons. The record is from RefSeq and is a predicted model, not a curated record. NCBI's taxonomy places the organism in Eukaryota, Oomycota, Saprolegniomycetes, Saprolegniales, Verrucalvaceae.